UUAAAAGGAUACUUAUCAUUAUGAUGUUGUUUUUAUGUUAAUAGUAAUUUUCUCAUUGUACUCUACUCAUUGUAUUGUAUAAUUGUAAUUGAUUUAUCAAUUCAAAUAUAAUUCUGUCAUAUGAAUAAAAUGCUUCACUGAAAUAUGUCAGUCGAGUUAGAGUCAAAUAAAGUUGAUAAUGUAGUUGAAGAUUUUCCUGGAAAGUUAAAAAAUUCAAAGAUGAACCUGAAAAUGAAAAAGGACACAUUCAACGAGAAGUUAAACUUAUCCAUAGGAAUAUUUGAUAUCAUUGUAUUGGGCGUUUUUGAUGAAGAUGACGACGGAAAGGUUUAUCCAACUUAUAAAUCGGUUAAAAAAAUGUUAGACUUGUUCACUGACUAUGGCAAUUUCAAUGAGGAAUUAGUUGUAACCACUGAAGGUCAGUUUGGACGAUUCGGUGAAAAUGGCUAUCAAGAUGGAAUCCUUGGUUUAUUACAAAGAAGGGAAGCCGAUGUCAGUUUACUUCCAAUGUCAAUUAAUAUUCCUCAACCUCCUGGACAAUUUACAGCAAUAGUCACUGAAGAAGCCUAUUAUAUCAAUGGUUUUGCCAGAACUUCAUCGAUAAUUGAUCAAGAUGUUACUUCAAGUUUCACCCUUUUUCUUCCUGCUACUUGGAUUCUCCUCUUGUCCCUUAUUUACCUUUUUGAAGUCAUUUCAACUUAUCAUUACCAACAUUCAGUUUCAAUUUUAACCCGAUUUUUGAGUUCAGCUGAUCGCUUACCAAGUAUUUUAUUUGUCCAACAAUCAGUUGUCCAUCGAUCUAUAAUCAAAACAUCUCAAUUGCUGUUACUAAACAGUGUACUUAUAAUUUUCAUGGCCUCUUUCAAAACAACCACAAUUGGUGGAUUCGGCGAAUCUCGUGUCAAUACAUUGCGAGACAUCGUUGAUCUAGACAAGACUCCAUGGUUUGUUGAAGGACUAUCAAUGUUUGAACUAUUUGAGGCUGAAAUCACCAAAGAUUAUGCCGAUGUUUAUCAGUUGGCUAAACGCAAAGGAAGUGCUCGACCGACUCGUAUUGGAGAGCGAGUUGGUCAAAUUCAAGCCUAUUCAUCUGAAAAUGUGUGGCUUUAUUCUGAAAAGGUGGGAAAAAUUGGAAAUUCAAUUGAAGGAACUGACCAUCCAAUGGCCAAGUAUUCAUAUUGGUCUGAUAAAGCGUUUUACCAAUCAUUAUCAGCUUUCCUAGUUAACCCAAGACACGAUGUUGAUCAAAUAAUCAAAAGGUUAAAUUCAGUGACUUCAAAGCUACUGCAAUCAGCUCUGGUUGACUGGAUAAUGACGGCAAUUAUACGAGAAAUAUCCGUGUCUUUGCCUUUCCGUAGGGUGACCGAGCAUGUAUUGAACAAACGAAAAAUCAAACCGAAAAAAGAUAUUAAAUUUGUACCUUUAAAGAUUGGCGGAAUGAGAAAGGUUUUCAUCGGUUUAUUCAUAGUUUUGUCCGUCGCCUUAGUCAUUUCCAUAUUAGAAAUAUUUUUCUCAUUAGUUCAUAAGUAAUGACAAAAAUCUAGUUGAUAAUUAUUCAUGUUAACUUGCGAAAUCUAAAUCGACAUUUUUUAUUUCGAAUUAAAUUAGAGAUAAAAAUGUUUUUUGAUGUUAUUUUCACAAAAUAGUUUCAUUGAUUUAAUAAAAUAAAGCUCUUUUCGAUAUUUGA
This is a messenger RNA of Tetranychus urticae (two-spotted spider mite), 1687 nucleotides long. RefSeq lists its product as uncharacterized. The record is from RefSeq and is a predicted model, not a curated record. Lineage: Eukaryota; Metazoa; Arthropoda; Arachnida; Trombidiformes; Tetranychidae.